AUAUAUAUAUUUAUAUAUAUAAAGCUCAAUUCCAAAAGGAAUUCCUUGUAGAGUAAUCUACUUCUUCCCUUCCCAUAUCAACCAAAAUAAACAAGAUCGCAAACAUGUAUUCCGGCGACCAAAUUGCUUAUGAUUUUAUCCUUGCUCUUCUUUUGAUUAUUUUCAUCAUUCUUGGUUUGAUCCUCUAUUUCUUUUGUAGAAAGAAACCUGUAGAAUCUGAAGAAACUCUUUCAUUCAAGGCUUCUGCUCCCACAUAUCCAUUGACAGAUAUAGAUGCUGCCACUGAUGGCUUUAAUCAUCGAAGAGUUAUUGGUAAAGGCCGUUUAGGUACAGUAUACGCAGCCCUAUUGCCAAGAGAAGAGCUGGUUGCUGUUAAAAGAAUACACCCAUCUCUUGUUUUGAGCAAUGCUGGUUGUGGGUUCUCUUCAAUACUCAAAACACUGUCUUUAGCCCAACACCCAAAUAUAUUGCCUAUAUUGGGAUUUUCACAGGCUCCAGGGGAGAGAAUUAUUGUUAUGGAAUUUGUUGAUAUGGCCAGUUUGGAUUUUCAUUUGCAUGAAAAUUCUGAUGCUGGUUUCCUGUUGGAUUGGAGCAGCCGUCUGAGGGUGGCUGCCGGGGCAGCCAGAGGGCUUGAGUAUUUGCAUGAAAGGAUGGCACCGAAUGUUAUACAUGGGUGUUUCAAGGCCUCAAAUAUUCUAUUAGAUGUGAAGUUUUCUGCUAGGGUUUGUGAUUACGGACUCUCCUUUUUGGCACCUAAAGAAAGAAGAUACGUAGCAGGGUGCGUGGAUGAAGAAUACUGGCGUGAAAUUGGGGGUGGCCCUUGCAAGGCAAGUGAUGUUUAUGGGUUUGGUGUGGUUUUGUUAGAGCUGUUGACAGGAAGGAGAAAUGAGGAAGGGUUACUUGUGAAGUGGGCAUUGCCUUUGAUUAAAGAAAAUAAGUUUAGUGAGCUUUUAGACGCUAGACUUGCAAUACCUUCAGAUACGAAGCCAAUUAUUAGAUUGGCAAAGGUUGCUUCAGCUUGUAUUAGCAAUUCUAGGAAAAGCAGGCCUACAAUUGUUCAAGUAGCAGCCAUUCUAAACAGUUUGGAGGCUGAGGUAUGUGCAUGAUUAAUUCGAUACAUCAUUUUACGAGCUUGUAGAAAUACAAUAGAAGCAAACCAAUUUACAAGCAAGUUUGAAGAUGGGUCUGAAAAUGGAUUGAAACUGGUGGUGGAUAAGAAAGCUGAGAUUUGUGGGGGGAUUUCUUUAGACUUUAAUAUGGUGAGUUGUGCUUGGGCGGUGAAAUUUAAUCUUUGUUUGCGUGUAGAAUAGUGAUCUUUUACUGGCAUUUGGCAGUUAAGUGAAAGGGACCCAUUUUCUUUAAUCAAGUGCAUUCGGUUGCCUUUUGUAAAUAUUUUAUGCUUAUAGUUUUGUUUAGAAAUAUAUUAUUUUAUCAUCAUCAAUAUGCAUCUUCAUCUCUUUUUUUCAUUGAAUCUUUCGAUAUUAACACAUUUUACAUUUAAA
Messenger RNA from Hevea brasiliensis (rubber tree), 1502 nucleotides. RefSeq names its product serine/threonine-protein kinase-like protein ACR4. The record is from RefSeq and is a predicted model, not a curated record. Gene Ontology annotation, cellular component: plasma membrane. Gene Ontology annotation, molecular function: protein kinase activity; ATP binding. Gene Ontology annotation, biological process: protein phosphorylation. NCBI's taxonomy places the organism in Eukaryota, Viridiplantae, Streptophyta, Magnoliopsida, Malpighiales, Euphorbiaceae. The coding region runs from base 105 to 1106 and encodes 333 amino acids. The transcript has a single exon.